Molecule: messenger RNA, 1296 nt
Organism: Cicer arietinum (chickpea)
Lineage: Eukaryota; Viridiplantae; Streptophyta; Magnoliopsida; Fabales; Fabaceae
Source: RefSeq, a predicted model, not a curated record
AAAUAGUAUUUAUUAUUUUUUCUAAAUAUGAUCAUAUAUAUAUAGUGGGCGCACACACAAGUUCUUCAUAUACUAGAAAAUAAGCCGGCCUGUAUAAUGGCAUUGUUUCUCGUUUUAGUUGUUAGUUUGUGCAUAUCAUGUUGCAGAGUCGGUGGUUACGUAUCAGAUAUCAUUGUGCAUCAAGUGGACAAUGAUUUUGAUUGCGUUGAUAUGUACAAGCAGCCUACUCUUCAACACCCCUUGCUGAAAAAUCACAAAAUACAGUUGAACCCAACCUUCACAAGAAACACCGUGCAAAGGAGAUCAUCAUCUUUUAUCAAUAAAGUUAUUGGAGGAUGUCCAAUAGGAAAAGUUCCUAUUUACAAAAAGAGAGUGCGACAUCAAAAUAUUAUUAAUGCGUCAUCAAAAUUACAAACCGAAGAUUUUCACCAGGAUUAUGAACAUUACAAUAGUGACCAUGUAAGUGAUAUUUUUGCUACUCUCGAUACAACUCAAAGCACGACAUUUCAUGGAGCAUCUGCAAUCAUAGGUUUAUAUAAUCUAUCACUUCAAGGAAAUCAAUUUAGCUUAUCUUCAAUCCGAAUUGAAAGCGGUCCACCAACAGAGAUUAAUAUCAUACAAAUAGGAGUCGGGGUUCAUCCAAAGUUAUACGGAGAUAGUCAGCUACGAAUAACGGCUCUAUGGACCGUAGAUAGUUACUAUAAAACUAGAUGUUACAAUUAUGAAUGUCAAGGUUUCGUGCAAGUCAAUCAAAACAAGUCAUACACACUUGGAAAUGUGAUUUCACCUUCGAAUUCCAUUGGAUCAACCGAAAAAUAUGCUCUUGGAGUCAAGAUCAAACAAGACCCAUCUACAGGUCAUUGGUGGUUAUUUUUGGAUCGUGACGAAAUCCAAGUUGGAUAUUGGCCAAAAGAACUAUUCAAUCACUUGAGUAUAGGUGCGUCCUUGAUUAGAUUUGGCGGUGAAACUUAUGCUCCACCUAAUAUAGAUAAUCCUUCAAUGGGUAGUGGGAGAUUGCCACAAGAAGGAUUUAAAAACUCAAGUUUCAUGGGAAGACUUGAGAUUAUUGAUUCAAAGUAUAGUGAAAUUAGUGUUAAUCCUGAACAUAUGAAGAAAUAUAGUGAUGCUAAUUCUAAUUGUUAUGACUUGUUGUACCAUGGUUAUGAAGGAGUAGUGUAUCGGCAAGCUUUUCUUUAUGGUGGACCAGGUGGAUUGAGUGGACAAUGUGAUAUAUGACUGUAACAACAAAUUUAUUUAAUAAAAGAUUAGUUGAUCCUUGAGAGAGAUUAAUUUCAA